AUGAAUUGUUGAAAUAGAAUUAAAAAGUUCUUUUGGCGAGAGAGACAUUUUAUCUCAGCCUACGUUAUUUGCCUUCAGCAGCAUGCAUCCUGUUCCUAUUUUCCUUCUGGACUUCUGGGGGGAAAGGCUGGCAGAUCUCCACGAGGACCAAACAAACUUAUAAAUGGCUCAGAGAGCUAUUCCGUCUCUGCCAGCAGCCUGCACCUCCUGCUAGUGAUGCAUGUUCAGAUUACAGCAAGCCUUCUUCCUACCUGACCACCUAGACUUAGGAAUAAACAUCUUCAGCAUGAGAAGAAAACUUUGUAGUUGCUGAUUCUUGACCAACAAAAUGUCCAAACUUCUCAAGAAAAGAAGAAUGAAAGAAAUCAGACCUCUGACAGGGUUCUCGAAGCUACGAACGUGACGUUUGACCAAACUGCGGGAGGCAGUGGAAGACAGGAGCGCCUGGCGUGCUAUGGUCCAUGGGGUCACGAAGAGUCGGACACGACUAAACGACUAAACAACAACAACAAAGUAUCACAUACCAUUUGGUCCAUGAUUUUCCUCUCCGCCCUCCAAAAACCACCACCACCAAGACCCCCAAACUGGGCUUCCAAAUUGCAAAAAGGGGAAAGGACUGACCGCAAGCGCUGCCUGACAACUAUGUAACCUAGGAUGGAGCAGCAUGGGCAGAACAAGAGCCUGGAUGGUGAUUUUUUCAUGCUAGGAUUCAGAACCGAUGCAACUUUGCAGUCUCUGUUUUUUGCCUUGUUCCUCGCCAUUCAUCUUAUCACUCUGUCGGGACACUUGGCCAUUGUGGUCAUAACCUUGGUUGACCCCGCCCUCUACACCCCCAUGUAUUUUUUCCUGCGCAACCUGUCUUUCAUUGAGGUCUGCUACACUCUGGUCAUUGUACCCAAAAUGUUGGCCGACCUCUUGGCCAAGAGCAGAAGAGUCCCAUUGAUGGCGUGUGCUGCUCAGAUGUACUUCUUCAUUGCCUUGGGGGGCGCUGAGUGUAUUCUGUUGGCUGUGAUGUCCUAUGACAGAUAUGUGGCCAUAUGCAACCCAUUGCGCUACACUCUCAUCAUGAGCAGGAGUCUCUGCCUGCGACUCUUGGUGGUAGCCUGCACCAGUGGAUUCACAAUCUCACUGGGACUGACCACCCUGAUUUUCAGCCUACCCUUCUGUGGCUCACACGAGAUCAACCACUUCUUCUGCGAUAUCCCGCCUGUGCUGUACCUGGCCUGUAGUGACACACAUUUCAAUGAAGUGGCCGUGUUCCUUGUCUGCAUGAUGAUCUUGCUCAUUCCAUUCCUGCUUAUUCUCAUUUCCUAUGGAUUCAUAGCCAAUUCCAUCUUCAGGAUCAAAGGUUCUGAAGGCCGGAAGAAGGCCUUCUCCACCUGUUUUGCUCACCUGAUUGUGGCCAUGCUCCACUAUGGCUGUGCCAUCUACAUUUACAUCCGCCCUAAAGCCAGCUACUCCCUAGAGCAGGACAAGGUGGUCUCUUUGAUCUACACCAAUGUCACACCCAUGCUGUACCCCAUGAUUUACAGCCUCAGGAACAAGGAGGUCAAGGGAGCAUUCUGGAGAAUAUGGGAAAGGAAAUUCCCUUCCACUAAAAAAUAAAGGGGCAUAUGCAGCCUCACCUUGCAAGGGUUAGGGAACUGUAUGGUUACAGGUAGGUAGCCGUGUUGGUCUGAGUCAAAACAAAAUAAAAACAUUCCUUCAGUAGCACCUUAAAGACCAACUAGGUUUAUAUUUUGGUAUGAGCUUUCGUGUGCAUGCACACUUCAUCAGAUACACUGAAACAGAAGUAACCAGACCCUUAUGUAUAUUCAG
Messenger RNA from Zootoca vivipara (common lizard), 1818 nucleotides. Its product is annotated as olfactory receptor 10K2-like. Gene Ontology annotation, molecular function: G protein-coupled receptor activity; olfactory receptor activity. Gene Ontology annotation, biological process: G protein-coupled receptor signaling pathway. Gene Ontology annotation, cellular component: membrane. The record is from RefSeq and is a predicted model, not a curated record. Lineage: Eukaryota; Metazoa; Chordata; Lepidosauria; Squamata; Lacertidae.